AUGAGUGUUGGUAAAAUAGCAGCAUAAACAGGUCAUGCAAUCUUAGGAAAUUAUUAACUCUUAUAAAAAUCUCAAUAUGAAAUGUAAUUAUUAAAUUAAUGGAAACAAAAAGGAAGUUAAAAAGCUGCUUUUAAGGUAAACUCUAAAGAAUAAAUGCUUUCCAUUUAAUAAAAAGCAAGUUCUUAAGGAAUCAGUACUUAUAUUGUAUGCGAUGCUGGAAAAACAUAGAUUGAACCAGGAAGUAUUACUGUAUGUGCAAUAGGGCCUUUAAAAAGUGAAAAUGUAGAUAAAAUUGUAGAAGGAUUAUAACAUUUUUGA
This is a messenger RNA of Ichthyophthirius multifiliis, 318 nucleotides long. RefSeq lists its product as hypothetical. NCBI's taxonomy places the organism in Eukaryota, Ciliophora, Oligohymenophorea, Hymenostomatida. The transcript is spliced from 3 exons. The record is from RefSeq and is a predicted model, not a curated record. Gene Ontology annotation, cellular component: cytosol; mitochondrion. Gene Ontology annotation, molecular function: peptidyl-tRNA hydrolase activity.